Cuculus canorus (common cuckoo) is the source of this 1290-nucleotide messenger RNA. It is a transcript of the gene DNAAF3, whose product is annotated as dynein axonemal assembly factor 3. The transcript is spliced from 10 exons. The coding region runs from base 1 to 1290 and encodes 429 amino acids. Gene Ontology annotation, biological process: motile cilium assembly; axonemal dynein complex assembly. The record is from RefSeq and is a predicted model, not a curated record. NCBI's taxonomy places the organism in Eukaryota, Metazoa, Chordata, Aves, Cuculiformes, Cuculidae.
AUGGCGGGGCUGGAGCCGGCGCUGGGCUCCGUCUGCUGGUGGGGGCUGAGCCCGGCCCUGGACCUGAGCCGCCACCUGCCCCCUCCCCCGGUGCCGGCGGUGUCGCUGCUGCUGGGGGGGGCGGAGGGGCGGCACCUCCUGAGCACGGCGGCGUGGGGGGGGGGCGAGACCCUGCACGUUCGAGCCGAGAUGCUACUGGAGCUGCUGGGCUCGGUUCGGCUCCGCACCGGCACCGCCGCGAUCGUGGCCGAAUCCGCCGCCCGCCUCCGGCGCUGGGUGUGCGGGGGGGGCCGGGGGGGGCCGCGGGGGCCCCCCGACCUCAGCCUCAUGAAGGUGGGCAGAACGGGAACUGGGGAUGCUGGGAGGGAACUGGGGAUGCUGGGGGAUCUGGUACUGGGGGAACUGGGGAUGCUGAGGGAGCUGCUACUGGGGGGAUCCGGGGGUGCUGGGGGGUCUCCGUUUGCCCCCCAGUGCCGAGACCGGGACGCCGUCGGGGCGGUGCUGCGGCGCUGGGAGCGGCCCGAGCCGCCAUCGGAGCUUUGGGGGUGGGAGACGCGGCUGCGGCAGCGCCUCGGCCCGAGGCCACCACCAUCUCCCCCGAGGAGUUCAGGCUCUGGCGAGAGAGUGGCAUCGCCUUCGUCCCGCGGGGGGGGGGCCCCGGUCCCCAACCCCACCCUGCACAGCCCCAGGCACCCCCACCAUGAUGGGCAACCAGGCCCCGAGUUUGGCUACUGGGGGGACAUCGUGACCGGCCCCUUCCUCGCCUUUGGGUUCCCUCCCCCGGGGGAAAAGAGCCCCCAGAAGACGGCCACUGAGCUCUCCCUGGCCACCGUCACGGCGCUGCUGCAGGAGCUGCUGAGCGGGGACCCCCCCAAGGACCCCCCCGGGGACCAGAACCCCCCCAGGGACCCCCCCUUGGAGCAGGACCCCCCUUCUGAUGACCCCAGCCCCCUGGGCCCCCUGGCUCCGCUCCGGAUCCGGAUCCGAUAUUUACCCCUCAGCAGUGCCCACUGCCCCCCCCACCCCUCCCGCCUGGGGGGGCCCUGCGGGCUGCUGGUGCUGGGCUGGAGGUCUCUCCCAGCCCUGACCCCCGCCCUGGGUGAACUGGCGGCCCCCGGGGCCACCCUGCUGGUGGAGCUGCCCACGUUUGUGCCCACUUUGCGCCCCCCCCAACUCGACGCCUUCCGAGCCCGUGUGGAAGCCCAGGCCCGGGCCAGCGGCUUCGAGCCCUGGGGGGGCCCCGGGGAGCCCCCGGCCCAUGCUCGUUUCCGACGCCCUCCCCAGCCCUGA